This is a messenger RNA of Penicillium argentinense, 1590 nucleotides long. RefSeq names its product glycoside hydrolase family 32 protein. Gene Ontology annotation, biological process: sucrose catabolic process. The coding region runs from base 1 to 1590 and encodes 529 amino acids. The transcript is spliced from 2 exons. Lineage: Eukaryota; Fungi; Ascomycota; Eurotiomycetes; Eurotiales; Aspergillaceae. The record is from RefSeq and is a predicted model, not a curated record. Gene Ontology annotation, molecular function: sucrose alpha-glucosidase activity.
AUGGUCACUCUAAAAGCCCUAUCCCUGGGCCUCCUCGCCAGCCCCACAUUCGCAAUAAACUAUACACAACCCUACCGCCCGCAAUUCCACUUCUCACCGACAAAGAACUGGAUGAAUGACCCAGCCGGACUAAUCUAUCACAAUGGAAAUUAUCAUCUCUACUUCCAAUAUAACCCCGGCGGCAUCGAGUGGGGAAAUAUGUCCUGGGGACAUGCGACGAGUGACGACCUAACGCAUUGGCAAGAACAACCUGUCGCCCUGCUUGCCCGAGGUUUCCCCGACAAUGUGACGGAGAUGUUCUUCACAGGUAGUGCUGUGGCGGACGAGCAGAAUACCAGUGGCUUUGGUGCUGGUGGGAAGACUCCCCUGGUGGCGCUGUAUACUUCCUACUACCCAAUCGCCCAGACUCUCCCAAGCGGCAAAGAAGUAAAAACCAAUCAACAAUCCCAAUCCCUCGCCUACAGCCUAGACGACGGCACGACCUGGACAACAUACGACGCCGGCAACCCCGUAAUCCACAACCCACCCAGCCCCUACGAGGAGGAAUACCAAAACUUCCGCGACCCCUUCGUCUUCUGGCACGCCGAGACAAGAAAAUGGAUAAUGGUCAGCACCCUCGCAGGAAUCCACAAACUAGCCCUCUGGACCUCGGACAACCUAAAAGACUGGUCCCACGCAAGUUUCUUUGGCCCCUUCAAUGCCGUCGGCGGCGUCUGGGAAUGCCCCAACCUCUUUCCGCUUGACCUCGACUCCUCCACGAAAUGGGUCAUGGUCAUGGGACUGAAUCCCGGUGGUCCGCCUGGGACCGUGGGAUCGGGGACGCAGUACUUUAUUGGUGACUUUGAUGGAACGACUUUCGUGCCGGAUGAGGAUAGUGUUUAUGAGGGAAAUAAGUCCGCGAAUUGGAUGGACUGGGGACCAGAUUUUUAUGCUGCGGCUAGCUAUAAUGGGCUCGAUGAGCGCAUGGCUGUUGGCUGGAUGAAUAAUUGGCAGUAUGGCGAGAAGAUACCCACGUACCCUUGGCGCAGUGCAAUGUCUACGCCGCGACAGCUAUCGUUGAAGACGAUUGGAGGGAAACCGACUCUAAUCCAGCGCCCACAUGCCCAGAUCCAGUCCAUCGAAGGGAAGGAUCACUCUUCAUCAUGGAAGUUCUUCGAAGAGGGAACUCAAGACCUCGGCUCUGUGGGUAAAACCCUCGACAUCGAGCUGAGUUUCUCCGCAUCAAACGCAACCGACUUUGGAAUCAUCGUCCAAGCAACCCCAGAUUUCAAAGAGCAAACGAAGAUCGGAUACAACUUCACCAGCCAGAUGAUAUUCGUUGACCGGCGGAACUCCGGCGAGUCCUCAUUCGACGGUACCUUUGCGAGUAUCUACCAUGCGCCGCUGGCGCCGUCUUACGAUGGGACGGUGCAUCUUCGGAUUCUGGUGGAUUGGUCUAGUGUUGAGGUUUUUGGAGGACAGGGAGAAACUACACUUACGGCGCAGAUAUUUCCGGAUAGGAGCGCGACAUUUGCGAGGCUUUUUUCGAACGGUGGAGGAGUGGAGGAUGUGAAGGUUGAUAUGAAGAGGGUUUCUUCUAUUUGGAAUUAG